Exophiala xenobiotica is the source of this 2926-nucleotide messenger RNA. RefSeq lists its product as uncharacterized. Bases 146 to 2359 code for a protein of 737 amino acids. The transcript has 6 exons. Gene Ontology annotation, cellular component: cytoplasm. The record is from RefSeq and is a predicted model, not a curated record. NCBI's taxonomy places the organism in Eukaryota, Fungi, Ascomycota, Eurotiomycetes, Chaetothyriales, Herpotrichiellaceae. Gene Ontology annotation, molecular function: glycosyltransferase activity.
CCGCCGAUAUAGCGACUUUUUGUAUUCUAUAUUUCCUUCUCACUCGUUCAACACGCCUAAUCUUCCUAUAACACGCUCCUGGGUCCUGGGGAGUCGUGUCUUCUUCUCCCUCCUUGCCUCCUCCCUCUCUCCCCUCCUCGCCGACAUGGCACCUAUAGGCAGAGCUGUCUUUGCGACGCUGCUCAUGAACGAUGCCUAUCUCCCAGGUGCUAUGGUCCUCGGCCAUUCCCUCAAAGACAGAGGCGCAAAAGCUCCCUUGGUAGCUUUCGUCACCGUCGACCGACUGGGUGCAGACACCAUUAACGAACUUCGAACCGUUUAUGAUGAAAUCAUCCCUAUCCAGCAGAUCACGAACAAGAACCCUGCGAACCUCUACCUCAUGAACAGACCCGACCUAAUAUCCACCUUCACCAAAAUCGAGCUAUGGAGACAAACACAGUACAAGAGGAUAAUAUACAUGGAUGCCGACAUGGUUGCACUCAGAGCUCCGAACGAGCUACUCACCCUCGACACCGACUUUGCUGCGGUACCAGAUAUUGGCUGGCCGGAUUGCUUCAACACUGGCUUGAUGGUUCUCACACCCAACAUGGCAGACUAUUACGCCUUGCUAGCUUUGGCACAACGGGGUAUCAGCUUCGAUGGAGCAGACCAGGGUUUACUCAACAUGCACUUCCGCGAGUGGGAAAGACUGAGCUUCGUCUACAAUUGCACACCCAGCGGGAAUUACCAGUAUGUACCUGCCUACCGACAUUUUCAGAGUAGUAUUGCCGUGGUCCACUUCAUCGGUCAAGACAAGCCCUGGACGUUAGGGAGAGAAAACAGGUUCAGUACGGGCGUCUAUGGCGAGCUGUUGGGCAUGUGGUGGUCCGUCUAUGAUCGGCAUUAUCGGCCAAAGACAGUCACGCAUUACGACCCUCGGACGUACGCCUCUGCAAAAAAGGUCCAAGACUACGUCCAUGGUGAAGAACCUAUUUAUGCCCCGAGCUACUCCAGCCAGCCUAUCAUAGGCUCAACACAAGCACUUCAGGGCGCAGGGUCUCCUACUCAACAAGGGCAGAUUCCAUUACCUUCAGAAAUCACCAUCCCUGGCUCUGAAUCUAGCCACCCUGUCGAGGUAGAAAUGCCUCUUGGGGAUGCUCCUCCUCCAGCAAUGCGAUCAGAUUUCGCGCCCGUUUCAACGACAGAACAAAGACGGUUUAGUGCACCUCAUGUUGAAUGGGAACCCAUGAGAGCACCGCCACCUGCGGAUUCGAAACCCGAAGCAGCCAAUUUCCCGACCGUAACUUACGAUAUGUCGAGCGACACGCAACUCUUCCAACCCCCGACUCAUUACCCCGAAGCCCCUCGAGAUAUGUGGUAUCAAGUACCAGAAAAGGCCCCUGAACCUGUUAAGCCCAAACAGAUCUUUCCCUGGGAAGCACGAGCUCCCAAACCAACUCGAGUAUUUCCAAAGACGAAAUCCCCGAGUCCUCCUCUUUUGCCAGUAGAAGAGCCGAUGUCCGAGCUCCAACAAGAAGAGGUGACCACCCCCUCAGCAGCAACAGACGCCACCGACAUUACCGAAGAGAGCGUACCUACCCCUACGCAACGAGAGCCCAUCAACCCAUGGGAAGCUUUCCAGCAGCGAACAAAUGCAUGGGACGAUAUGCCCGAAAUCGAGCGAUACGUGCGCGCAUUCAGCCAAGCCCGAAAGGGAAAAAUACAAGUCCUGCACCACACGCCUCCUCAGCGUUCUCCCGGUGGUACUGCCAUUACCUCACCUUCCGCUGACUCCCAGCGACGACCGAGCUUGAGACUAACCGAUUUCCCCACCGCAGUCGAACGACCGAGCUUACCCGUGACACCAGCGCCGAUCCGACGAGCCACGAUAUGGGGUGAGGAGAGAGAUGAAGAAACUCUGCCAGCAGCAGAAGGAGUGCCAAAGCAAGAAGAAUGGGUGCGUCGAUUCUCCUCCUACCCCACGCCUGAAUUUGAUGCUGCUUCGUCCGCGCCCCUUGUACAUGAUUUACCCCAUGUUGUUUACUGGAGAUGCCAAUAUUGUGGUAAACAGAACCCGGUCACAAAGCUCGAAGAACUCCAAAGACGGCAGAGCGAGUUAUUGAUGUCGCCCACCGGAUCGAGACAAUUGGGCGAGACUGAUGAUCUUCCCCGACGACAAAUGCCAGAAAGUCAGAGUAAAGAGGCGGUAAUAGAGAAGGCAGAGUUGUCGAUAUCGCCGAAAAAGACGCCAAAGGUGCCGAAGCCGAUUUUGAAGGCACCGCAUUUCGAGCUGGGGCAAGGAGUGGAUGAGCCAGCAAAGAAGGAAGAUCUUCCGAGCCCAACAUCGAGACCUCCAAUCUCCCAAGCAGCUUCGUUGUAGAGACUACGACGCUCGAGGAUGAAAGGCGGCGCUGCAUGAAUAGAAGCACGGAUCGACGUAAUGGUAAUGAACUCUGGUAAAUUGUUGGUUGCGAAGUCUACUUGGAGGUUGGCUUGCAAGUUGAGAUUGGUUUAUGUGGCAUUUGGCGUUGCUGGUGGAUUGCGCAAUGGAGCAUUUCUGCCGGUUCAAGGUCCGAGGAAACAUUGCAUUUGCAUUCCGUCGCCUUUUCUUCUGCUUGUAUAUCGAAUUAGCAUGGCGAGCCUGGAGUUUGUUCAUGUUGUUUUUGGCUGCAUUUGCUCAAGCUCUCUACUGACGUUCUCCGAUCUUCUACCCAGAGUCUACGUACAGUGUCCACUCUGUUCUUGCACAAUCACUCAUCCUCCUCUUGCAGCUCACAGUCUCUGGUCUCGAGGUCGACCUCCGCGCUGAGUCGUUUCACGCAAGAUCCGUUUCAAGGCCUUGCCAGCAGCGUUCCGCGGUAUGACGUUAACGAAGUAGAUUCCGCCUGUCAGUGCUUUGUACUUGGCCAGCCUCUCGCCGCAGAAUAAUAUGAGCUCUUUCUUGCUC